CGCAUGCGCAGAAGUGCUUUUGAUUUGCUGGCAGCCAGCUUAGCUGUUUCUAAGCAACUGCGCCACUCGGUGGACAAAGAGACGCUGACCUGUCAGUGUCACAAUUAAAUACACAUGUCAUGAGUUUAUUUCGGAAAAAUGCUAAAAUGUGAGACAGGCGGCGGUUACAGCGAAGCGCGUGAUAAGUACUUGGACUAAUGUUUAGCCGUUAGCGGGAGAUAAUGUGAUGUGUGUGUUGCUAACAGCUAUCGUUAGGUUGCUAGCUAGCAACAACAUGAAGUGGUUGCGUUAAGGAAGAAAAACGCCAAAUCAUUUUCUUAUUUUAGUCCGUGCUAGCCGCUCAGGCUCCAUUCUACUAGCUGGGACCAAAACAAUGAGCUCCACUGCAGCGACAAGAUCCUCCGGACCGCCGGGGCAGCAGGCAGCAGCCAGCCGGGAUGGAGGCUCCGGGAGCCCGGGGCAGCGGGUCCAGAAGCUGGUGGCGGUGCCCGGAUCCGACCCGGGCCGCUUUAACGACCUGCUGCUGCUCCGGCCUGAUCCAGACGGUCAGGCUGCUACGGAGCAGAAGGAGAAGAGCAGCAACAGGCAUGUCAUGUUCUUCCAUGGGGACAUUCAGAACUUCCAGGAGGAGAUGGCUCUGCAGCCUGAAGGAUCCCAGUGGCUCUCCUGGAGUCUGGAGCAGGUCGCCCUCACUCUGGGCCGUCGUUUUCCUGAGCGCCAUGUCUGGGUGGUCAGAGCCUCCCGCAUGUAUCUCCACAAGUUCAGCUGCUACCAGAACUUUGUGGAGAGCAACAUGUUCGGAGCACCAGAGCACUCGCCUGACUUUGGAGCGUUUCGCCACCUCAGGGCCCUGCUGAGCCACGGCAUGGAGCGAGCCAACCUACCGAACCCCAUCCAGCCACACGGAGGCGCUGACAGCAUCCCCUCAGGGUUCUCACUGACGCUGGUGGGCUUCAGCAAAGGCUGCGUGGUGCUGAACCAGAUGGCGUACGAGCUAGCCGGGGCCCGCGCAGACCCACAGAUGUCGCACUUCGUUAAGCGCAUCUCGGACAUGUACUGGCUGGACGGUGGGCACCCGGGAGGCAGCGAGACCUGGGUGACCAACAAGCAGGUUCUGAAGGAACUCGCUUCCAGCGGCGUGUCGAUUCACGCCCACGUGACCCCGUACGAGGUGUGCGACCCGAUGCGGGCCUGGGUGGGCCGAGAGCACGGACACUUCAUCAAGACCCUGGAGGAGUUCGGGGCCUGUCCAAGUAAAAAGCUGCAUUUUGAGGAUGAGCCCGCCUCCAUUGAGAACCACUUCAGGGUCAUCCAAGAGUUUUGAGUUUGGUCAAAACUUGUUGUGAGCACUUGUAUGCAGAUAGAGUGUCUUAUUUGCUGGUGUUACCUCAUUUUCUGUGAUUUAAGGGCUCAGACUUCAGAGCAUGUGACAGAUGCUGGUGUGUUGUAGCUUCUACUGUUAAAUGCAGACCGGGAGCCUUUCCCUGCUCUCUGUGGCCCUUAGUGGGAAUAUACAGGUAAGAAAAUGGUCUUCCUUCUUUUUUCUUCAGGCUGAAUAUUAGAAAUAGAUUUCUCUCAACCGAUACUGAUAACGAAAGGAUAACCAGUACCUUCACAUUUUUGUUCAUAACCUAUAUAUACAAAAAUGUGAAAUUAUUGGUUCAUACCCUGAAGUUUAUGCACACCACACCUGAGCUUAAGAAAGGUGGGUAAUUGAAUAUUCCAUAGCUUUGACUUUACAAAUCUACCUGACGUCAUUAUUGUUAACAACAAAAGAAAACAACAAUUCUGACUCAUUAAAUAUUAAAUUAUUUUUCUCAUGAAAGUACAUCAAGAAAUCCAUACAAUACAUUAAACAAGCAUACUCUGGCUUUUACAGAGCAUUUGGCCUAAGAAUUGAAAUUAAUUAUUUGACAUAGUUUGUCAAAUUAGACAUGUUUAUGUAUUUAACACUCGUUGAUACCGUUGAUAAGCCACUAGGGUUGGGCAAAUUGUUAAAAAUGACCUAGCAACCAGUGACUCUAUCAUGUGCUGCCGGAGCUCUGAUGACUUUUCUUUAGAGGCAGACCACUAAAUUAGCAAAAUAAAAGAGCAAGAAUUGGCCCCAGAAAUUGUAAGUUGUACUCUGCCAAUCACCAAUAUAUACAGGGCACUCAGAAAUUAUUCAGACCAUUUUUUCACAUUUUGUUAUGUUGCAGCCUUAUGCUAAAAUCAUUAAAAUUAUUUUUCCCCUCAUCAAUCUACACUCAAUACACCAUAAUGACAGAAUGUUUCCUUAUCUAUUAAAAAAGAAAAAACUGAAAUAUCACAUUGACAUAUGUAUUCAGAGCCUUUACUCAGUAAAUGGUUAAAGCACCUUUACCGUGUUUCCACUAGGGGCAAAAGUGGCCACCGGGAAAGUCUCUGGCCACGCCCUCUCAAAAGUCAGCUCACUCUGUGGGUCUCCACUACAAGUUAGCCCCCAGAGGGAUUUACGAGACUCCGGAGGUGACGUUUGGUUUUCGCCGUCGCUAACUGUGCACGAUGUCAGCAGCUGAAAGCAGCAUGGCUAAUUAUGCACAGAGUCUCCGCUGACCAUAAACAUCGUGAUCGUGAAUUAACCAGCAUCGCUAACUGUGCAAUCCUGAGUGUCUGGUGCUUGUUAUAAACCAACAGAGAUCGCUAAGUGAACACCUCCUGUAGCAGCAGCACAUACACACUGUACUGCUACAGAGCUAACUGUAGCUAACUGCUGCUAGCAGCGGAGAAGGGGAGUCGCUGGAUUUCUCUCAGUCACUUUCUUGAAAAAUAGUCGCUAAGUGGGUCUGAAAAGUCCCUAAAUUUAGCAACAGUGCUAAGUUGGGAACACUGCUUCGUUGGCCUUUACUAAUGGCGUGUGUUGUUGUCGUGUAGAGUACCACCUCACAUCCCGCUUAGUAGGUCACAUCCCUUUUAGCGAUCUAUCCAAUCAGCAACCAGGCUUUUUUCAGGGGAGAAAAAAGACCCUGCUCUUCAACAGGGACGAAAAAAGUCCAGACAACAGCCCACUCCAGACUGCUCGUAUUCAAAUUAGGGGCGUUUCGGCGAGUGAGACCAGACCCGCCUCAUUCCGGGUAUUGCCCGGUAGUGGAAACAGCCCUUUUGGCAGCAAUUACAGCAUCGAGUCUUUUUGGGUAUGACGGGACAACCUUUGCACACCUGGGUUUGGGGUUUCUCCGCCAUUCUCCUCUGCAGAUCCUCAGGUUGGAUGGGGACCAUCAGUGCACUGCCACGUUCAGGUCUCUCCAGGGAUGUUGAAUCAGGUUCAAGUCAGGUAUCUGGCUGGGCCACUCAAGGACCUCCACAGAGUUGUCCCUAAGCCACUCCUGUGCUGUCUUGUCUGUCAGCUUUCACUCAAGCCUGACCAUUCGCCCAUUCCCUGCUUAUGAGUAGUGCCUGGUUUUCACCAGACAUGACGCAGUUAAAUGGUAAAUGGACCUGCACUUAUAUAUCGCUUUUCUAGUCGAUUUGCGACCACUCAAAGCGCUUUACACUACAGACUGCGCUCAUUCACCCUUUCACACACACAUUCAUACUGGUGACAGAGGCUACCCUAAAUGGUGCCACCUGCCACCAUUGGGAAUUCAUUCAUCACACACCGAUGACACAGCAUCGGGAGCAAUUUGGGGUUCAGUAUCUUACUCAAGGAUACUUCGACAUGUAGGCUGCGACGGUCAGGGAUCGAACCACCAACCCUUCGGUUGGGGGCCAACCAACUCUACCAACUGAGCCACAGCCGCAUCUUUAAGGACAAAACCACUGCACUGAACUAAAGUUGACACAUAAUGAGGCAGCUGUGGCUUUAUAAGAAAGAUGGAGCAACCAAAAACAUUUUGUUUGGUUAAUUUGAUCUGAGUUGAGGCCAAACAGUUCAAUCUCACUUUCAUCAAACACGAUAAUCUUGUUUUCUCGUUCCUUUAGGUCCUUUUAUUGCAAACUCAAAGCAGGCUUUCUUGUGUUUUUCACUGAGGAGAGACUUCUGUCUGGCUACUCUGCCAGAAAGCCCAGGUCGGUGGAGUGUUGGUUGGUUGGAUGGUUUUCCUUCUGGAAGUUUCUCCUCCACACAGGAUCUCAAGAGCUCGGCCAGAGUGACCGUCAGGUUCUUGGUCACCUUGGUUACCAAGGCCCUCCUCCCCUCAGUUUGGCCAGGUGGCCAGCUCUAGAGAGAGUCCUGGUUGUUCCACAUUUCUUCUAUUUAACAAUUAUGGAGGCUGCUGUGCUCUCGGGGAAUCUCAAUGUAGCAGAUUUUUUUAUAGCCUGUCCUAGAUCUGUGCCUGGACACAAUCAUGUCUCUGAGCUCUGCAGGCAGUUCCUUUGACCUCAUGGCUUGGAUUUUAGCUCUGAUAUGCAUUGUCUUCUCUCAGCACCUUUAUAUAGACAGGUGUGUAUCCAAAUGAUGUCCAACCAAUUGUAAUCGCCACAGGUGGACUCCAAUCAAGGUGGAGGAACAUCUCAAAGGUGAUUAUUACCCCCUUUCGACCAAAGCAGUUUUAGGGCUGUUAAGAGCCGGAGCUAGUGCUGGUUCGCAGUUGGUUCAAUUUGCUAACGUUAGCAUGCUACCGAUCAGCCGCUGACGUUAGCACGCUAGCUAGAUAGUUCACGUUUUAGCUGAUGUCUCUCAGCACCAAGUUGGUCUUGUUUGUCGGAUAACCCAGCCCCCGACGGAACCCUUCAAGACCAGCAAAGAGUUGGUGCCUCUGUGGAACCAGUUUUCCCAGAAACUGUCCUGUGACAGAUUUUUUGGCCUUUGCCUUUGGGCCGCCUGGUUUAGCUGUAGUUCUCCUUUUUUGUGAGUUGUACUCUUUGUACGUGUUUCUCUCUUGUGGCUUUGGUCGAAAAGGGGUACAAGAGAAAAGACACCUGAGCUUAAGUUCAAAUGUCAUAACAAAGGGUCUGAAUAUUGAUGUCAAUAUUUCAGUUUUUCCCCUUUUAUUAAAUUAUAUAUGUUUUUAUUAAAAUUCUGUUUCUGCUUUGCCAUUAUGGUUUAUUGAGUGUAGAUUGAUGAGGAGAAACAAUUUAUUCAAACGACUUUAGCAUAAAGCAACAUGACAAAAUGUGAAAAAGUGAAGUGGUCUGAAUAAUAGCCAUCACCACUUACUGUUUCAAGAGUGUGUAAAUGCUGUACUUGUUAAGUUAAUCCAAGCAAAUUGGCUUAUUGUUAUAAUAAAUAAUCAAAUAAUAAUAAUAAAUGUUAAUGGAAAUUGUAUUAUCAGUACCAAUAUAUAUUGUGCACUCUACAAAAUGUAGCUCAAGCUUUAAUUGCUUCAGAGCUGUCAAUUUAGGAACAUGAAUGAUUUAUGUUGCUUUAUGCUUCUGAGGAAAUUUCUCUAGUGUUUCAGAUUAAGUGCAACUUGUUUUAACUUAUUUUAAUUCCCGCCAUGAUUUUUAAAUUGAACGUAAAGUAUGUAAGGUUGAAGCAGAGCUUUGUCUUCAUACCUGCACUUGUUGAGCUACUUUUAGACAUGUGAAUGUGUGAAUGUCAGGUUCAGACUUCACCAGUUGGUUUCUCAGUAGAGAUUCUUGAUUGUAUUCAAAUGUUGAAUUACUAGUGAUGUCCAAAUUAAGCAUCAUGAACCAUUAGUUGUAUUUUUUGACCCCACUAGAUGGCGCUAUAUUUUUUAAGUAAAUAGCUCAAAGAAUGACAAUUCAGUGUGCCUUCAACCCUUUGCUGAACAGAGAGCGCCAUCUAGUGGGCUCAGAAAAUAAAGAAAACGGUUAAUGAAUCUUCUUUUGGCCAUCACUACCAAUUACUUUGUCAUGAAGCUAAAAAAAAAAAGUAUCUGUUGUUAUCCCUUUAGUUUCUGUUUGCCCAGAAAUAAUUUGCCUGAUCUUUUUUCUUUUUAAAUGUCACACAGCAGCAUUAUUUGGGGAUAAAAAGAACAGUUGAUAAAAUCUCACCUCAUGGAUGGAUUGAUGGAGUUUAAAGCAACUCUAUUUAGUGAAAAAGAUCAUGUGAUAUGACUGAAAGCUCCUGGACAGCUAAUAAAUGGACCAUGAGGUGAGAUGUUGUCAACUGUUGUUUUCAGGGUUAAGAAUGAGAUGUUAAACUGCUUAUUAUAACAUUCUUUGACACUUUAUUUUUGUUGUUGCUAUGACAUACAUGAUACGUUAUUGCAUAUCACAUUUAAAAAUAUUACCAGAGCAUGUAAACUGACUUUGAAUAAAACAAAACUCGGUAACGCUUUAUAUUAACCCAUUGACGCCUAAAACUUCCUGUAAAACCUCUGGGCGAUUUUAAAAUCAGCCCCUAAAACCUGAAGUUUUUCUGGAAAUUCAACAGAAGUGUCAACAGAUAGAAAUGAAAUUCAAAAAGUAUUUGAGAGCUUAUACAAAUACUACAAAAUGACGUAUCCGCUUUCCAGGCUUCAAUGGGUUAAGGUCCUUGUAAUAACCAUUAAUUAACAAGUAAUAAGGCCCUUGUAAGUCCUUACAAGAUGCUUAUUAACAUUAUUGUGUGUUUAUAAGCUUAUAUAAGUGUUAAUAAUGGCAUUACAAACACCCAUGACCCACCCAUUAUAUCUUUGCAAUGCCUUAAUUAAUCUUAUUUUGUUUGCUUAUUGAUAUUAAAAUAUACUUUAUUGCUCAUCUAUUAUAAGUUAACUAUGCGUUUUGCAACUACAGGAUCUAAAGCGAGAACAAUGCCUUAUUACUUGUUAAUUAAUGGUUAUUAAGGACCUUAUUAUAAAGCGUUACCCCAAACUCUUUCCAGUUUUGUCUUGACAGCAUACCAAAUUAUCUUAGAAACGAGGUUCAGUUUUUGUCAGUGAAAUACACACUUUUUGUGGGAAUGUGGCAGCAUGUGUAUUAAUUUUCUGUAUGAUGUAUUCCAGUCUGUGUGGUCUCUAUGUAAAGCUUACAGAGCAUCUUUGCACUAUGCUGACGGCUGCACCUUAUUCUGCCGAAUGUAACUUCAAAUCAUUCCAUUCUGUUUACUAUUUGUUGAAUGCUAUGCUGUUUAAAACCUACAGAUGCGUUUAUUAAAUGUGCUGAGCGAGUGCACAACCAAGAUAACCUGAAUCAUUUUGAAUGAUUUGCUUUCUCAUUGGUAAACAUUGUCACCAUGUUACUUUAUUCUGUUAACUGUAAGCCGCUGAUGAAGAGAAUGAAACAUGUUUGUGGAGUUUGUUUCAGCUCUGUUGAAUCUACAGAAGAG
This is a messenger RNA of Centropristis striata (black sea bass), 7171 nucleotides long. RefSeq names its product chromosome 10 C2orf69 homolog (gene c10h2orf69). NCBI's taxonomy places the organism in Eukaryota, Metazoa, Chordata, Actinopteri, Perciformes, Serranidae. Bases 374 to 1324 code for a protein of 316 amino acids. The transcript has 3 exons. Gene Ontology annotation, cellular component: mitochondrion. The record is from RefSeq and is a predicted model, not a curated record.